Molecule: messenger RNA, 1465 nt
Organism: Purpureocillium takamizusanense
Lineage: Eukaryota; Fungi; Ascomycota; Sordariomycetes; Hypocreales; Ophiocordycipitaceae
Exons: 2
Coding region: 46-1248 (400 amino acids)
Source: RefSeq, a predicted model, not a curated record
UUCCAACCGUACAGAGGGGCCAUGGCGACCGCAAAAUGAUCAACAAUGAUGCCAAGCAAGACGCGUCGAGCCUUGGCUACGACUGCUGCUGGCUCUCUCGGCGCCUUGAGUCGACGAUGGGCCUCCUAUGACAGUGCGUCCCUGACGAGCAGGAACUUGGCCGGAAAGGUUGACGCUGGUCUCGGUCCCAGCUCUGACGAUAACCUCCCACGGCUCAACCAAGACCGACACACGGUUGAAACGGCCAUCGGGCAUCUCCCCAUGUCCCCACUCUUCGAUCCAGCAUGGAUGAAGUCACGGCGCCGACAGAGGAAAGCUGAUCCGUCCAAGCCUGUCGGUCGCUUCAGGAAGAAACUCGCGAAGAACCCGUUUGCAAGAGCCCUCGAAUCCCCGAUACGGCGAUGUCAAUAUACGACUGUGUUGCUACCCCGAUACUUUCUCCAAGACUUUGAGCUGGUUACGCACCCUAAAACAGGCACAGCAUGGUGGGCGCCUGGGCCGCUCUCCUUUGGCAAACUUGCACCGGAGGGAUCAGAAGCCGCCGCGAAUACGGAUGAUGAUGUCAACACACCAGUAUCAGAGGCAGAAUUACCUGAUCAAAACCUGCCGGCUGCGAUGCGGCCGGCCGGAUCACCACCAGAGGCACCGGCCCCCUCUGCCCGGCCUCGCGGACCUCUCACGAGCUACACCCUCGGUCGAAAGUCUGUUGUAGACAGCUUGGGUGGAAAGAACAAGAGGUACACAUCUGUACUGCUUGCGGUUCGCACCGGCAUGGCGGUCGCGCCCAAUAUGCGGAAUCCGAUUUGGCGCGAAGACAUGGGAGACGUACUCCUCCGCAUGAUGCGGCGGCUAGCUACGGACGCACUGGUCACAUGCGCUAUUCCAGCAAAAGCCUCCAAAGGGGCGAUGGAGUCUUUAAGGCCCUUUUCCAACUGGGCGGAAGUUGACAGGACCAAGCCUGGGGGUUGUGUGCUUUGGCUUCCUGACGACAGUUGCCAUCCGAUGAGGGCCGCACCGUUCGCCACGCUGGACGUUACCGAUGCCCGAUACAAUCAGAAGAUGGUCAUCUACAACAUGCCAUGGCUACUCGGAAAUUUGGAGUUUGAGAGACUAAAGAGGGAGUCCCAUACUUUCCGCGGUCACCAAAUCGUUGUCCUGCGACAUGGGCGAAGCAAUGCGGUAAUGCAGCUGCAUCUUUUGCUUUGGCGCUUGCAGGGCUACUUGGCUCAGCCGCAGGAUGUAGAGUGAUUAAACUGAUUGUAGGUAUACUGUAAGGCUUACUAGAGAUACCCGACUGCUAUGGUCUCCGCGGUCAUCAUUGACAACUUGACUCCAUUCAGAAGGUACUCAUGGAUUCUGAGAGUCCGCUGCUCUGCUUUAUUGCUUCAAACGGAACACAGGCCAGCCCCAGGUUCAUGGCUCGCAUUUCGGGCACAAGCAGCGAUGGACGUAAUCGAGAAAGUAG